AUGUCAACACAGUCAUAUAAAAAGCAAGAUGCUUAUUCUCUAUCUUCUUCCCCCGAUAAAAUGGCUGUUUUCCAAGAAUGUUUACAACAAUUUAAUGCUACACCUGUUAAUGCUAAAAAAUGUAGACAAUUAUUAGCUAAAUUAUUAAGAUUACUUUAUAAUGGUGAACUGUUUCCAUCACAAGAAUCGACUACUUUAUUUUUUUCAAUUUCAAAAUUAUUUCAACAUAAAGAUCAAUCUUUGAGACAAAUUGUUUAUUUAACGAUAAAAGAAUUAUCUCAAACUUCUGAUGAUAUUUUAAUGGUUACUUCCUCAAUUAUGAAAGAUAUUCAAGGUAAUGAUGCUGUUUAUAAACCAAAUGCAAUUAGAACUUUAUCAAAAGUUUUAGAUCCAACUACUGUAACUGCUGCUGAAAGAUUAUUUAAAAAUCUAAUUGUUGAUAAAAAUCCAAUUAUUUCGUCAGCUGCUUUAAUUUCUUCAUAUAAUUUAUUACCUCAUGCAAAAGAUAUUGUUAAAAGAUUUUCAAAUGAAGUUUUAGAAUCUAUACAAUCUUUUAAACAAUUUAAUAGUCAUCAAUUUGAAUUACAUGAAUAUUAUGGUAGUGCAACUUCAAAUUUACCUUCAACUUCAUAUAUGUAUCAAUAUCAUGCUUUAGGUUUAAUUUAUCAAUUAAGAAAUCAUGAUAAAAUGGCUUUAAUGAAAUUAAUAACUAGUUUAUCUGAAGGUGUUUUAAAAAAUUCAUUAAGUAUAAUUCAAUUGAUUAGAUUCAUUAAUAAAUUAUUAAUAGAUGAUAAUUCUUUACAAUUAUUACCAAUUAUUAUCAAUUUUUUAAAACAUAAAAGUGAUAUGGUUGAAUUGGAAGCUUGUAAAACAUUGAUUAAUUUACAAAAUUUAUUAACAGAUGAACAAGAAAUGAUGGUAAUUGGUACUCUUCAAAAACUUUUAAGUGUUCCAAGAACAGCAACAAGAUUUGCUGCAAUUAGACUAAUUAAUAAAAUUUCAAUUAAACAUCCUGAAAAAAUUAUGGUUUGUAAUUUAGAGUUGGAAAAUUUAAUUAAUGAUUCAAAUAAAUCAAUUAGUACAAUUGCUAUAACUACAUUACUCAAAACUAGUGGUACUGGUUCAAUAGAAACAACUGGUGAAGGUGUUGAUCGUUUAAUCACUAAAAUGACUUCAUUAAUGGAAGAUAUUAGUGAUGAUUUUAAAAUGGUCAUUAUUGAAGCAAUUGAAAAUCUUGCAUUAAGAUAUCCAACAAAAGUUAAAAAAUUGGUUGGAUUUUUGACUGAUUUAUUACGAGAUGAUGGUUCAUUAGAAUUAAAAUCUACAAUUGUUGAUGCUUUAUUUGAUUUGAUUAAGUUUUUAUCAGAUGAUAGCAGUAAACAAUUAAUCCUUAUGAACUUGUGUGAGUUCAUUGAGGAUUGUGAGUUUACAGAGUUAUCAGUUAGAAUUUUACAUUUAUUAGGAGAUCAGGGACCAACAACAAGUAAUGUUUCAUAUUAUAUCAGACAUAUUUACAAUAGAUUAGUUUUAGAAAAUUCAAUAAUUAGAUCAUCUGCAGUUAUAUCAUUAGCUAAAUUUGCUGCUGUUUGUGGUGGAAUUGUUUCAAAAAAUAUAAUUAUUUUAUUAAGUAGAUGUUUAAAUGAUGUUGAUGAUGAAGUUAGAGAUAGAGCAGCAAUUUCAUUAAAUUUUAUUAAUCAUCAUAAGAAAAAUUUAAUUGUUAAUGAUUCAAAAUAUGAUUUGGCAGUUUUGGAAAAUAAAUUGAUAAAUUAUCUCAAUGAAGAAAAAUUUGAAAAUGAAUUUGAUAUUAAUGAAGUUCCGAUUAUAUCAAACGAAGAAAUCAAAUCAUUAGAAUAUAAUCAAAAAAUUAAUAAAACUGAAGUUGAAGAAGUUAAAGAAGAAGAACCAGAAGUUAAUAAAGCACAAGAUUUAUUAAAACAACAAGAAUAUGCUCAAGAAUUAUCAAUGAUAUUCUCAUUUGGUACACUAACUAAAUCAAGUUCAGUAACAUAUUUAACUGAUAAAGAAAAUGAAAUUGUUGUUAGUGUUGUUAAGCAUUUAUUCACUGAUGCUAAAAAAUUGGUUUUACAAUUUAAUAUUCAAAAUACUUUAACAACCACAAAAUUGGAAAAUAUAUCAGUUAUUGUACAACCAGAUAAUGAAGGAUAUCAAGAAGAAUCUAUAAUUCCAUUGGAAGAAUUAAAACCAAAUCAAACUGGUGUUUCAUAUGUUGUAUUUAAUUUUGAUGAAACUGAUAUUAUUGCAGGUUUUGGUAAUACUUUAAAUUAUAUAAAUAAAGAUGUUGAUGAAGAAGGUAAUGCUGAUCCAAAUGAUGAUGGUUGGUCUGAUGAAUAUCAAAUUGAUGAUUUUGAAGUUUUAGGUGGAGAUUUUAUAACUGGAUUAUAUGGAAAUUUUGAACAAAUUUUUGAAAAAAUUGAAAAUUCAUCAACUACAGCAAAAGUUAUUAGUGGAUCAUCUUUAGAAGAAGUUAUUGAAAAGAUUAAAAAUCAACUUAAUAUGCUGUUUAUGGAUGGUUCUGAAUUUGUUUCAAAAGAUUCAAAUAGUCAUGUAUUAAAAUUAUUAGGUAAAGAUGUUUAUGGAGGUAAAAUUGCAACUUUAAUUAAAUUAGCAUUUACUGGGGGUAAAAUUGUUGGUAAAAUUGAAGUUAAAACAGAAACAAAAGUUUUUGGUCAAGUAGUUUUAGAUAGUAUAUUUUAA
Insectozyma verbasci is the source of this 2715-nucleotide messenger RNA. The record is from the annotation of a GenBank genome assembly. NCBI's taxonomy places the organism in Eukaryota, Fungi, Ascomycota, Pichiomycetes, Serinales, Debaryomycetaceae.